This is a messenger RNA of Eimeria tenella, 1344 nucleotides long. RefSeq lists its product as uncharacterized. The transcript has 7 exons. The record is from RefSeq and is a predicted model, not a curated record. The coding region runs from base 1 to 1344 and encodes 447 amino acids. Lineage: Eukaryota; Apicomplexa; Conoidasida; Eucoccidiorida; Eimeriidae.
AUGGCGUGGCUCUCUGUUGCUGCUCUGCCGCCAGGGAUUUCUUCUGACUUCUUCUUUCUAGCUGUCAACGCCCGCAUGCGUGCGGGCCUGCAGCAGCAGCAGCAGCAGCAGCAGCAGCGACAGCAACAACAGCAGCAGCAGCAACAGCAGCAGCAGCAACCGACGGGGGAGCGGGAAGCGCAGCAACAGCAAGGCAAGCAGCAGCAGCCGGAGGAGCACGAGAAGGACCAGCAGCAACCGCCACAGGAACCACAGUCGCAGCAGCAGCAGCAGCAGCAGCAACAGAGCCUAAGCUUGCUUGCCGAUGUGCUGCACCCUUUUAGCCAUGACUCCCUGAGGGGGCAAAUGCCCUUUCUUAGAGACCGAGCCCUUCUUGAGUUCAUCAGCAGCAAACUUGCUGCUGCACCAAAUACUCCCCGAGACAUUCUAGUGAAGCUUUUGCAUGUAUACACUGGAAUACCUGAGGCCCGCGACUUGCUGGGCGUCUUGCUGAGUCGAAUCGACGUUUCCUUUCAGCAGCUUCCGGACUCCCGAGCAGCAGCAACAGCAGUAGCAACAGCAGCAGCAGCAGCAGCAGCAGCAACACCAGCAGCAAGUUGCGGUGCGUGCUUCUCAGUUGUUGCCGACGUUAGUUCUGCUGCUGGGGGCCUGCCACCCCGCAGCGCAGCAGCAGCAGCAGCAAAAGACAAUUUGAUUGCAGCAGCAGCAAAGCUGCAUCCCCAAGCUCUUGCCGAAGCAACGGUUGCCUUGGCAGGGCAUAUGGGUGCAGAAGAGCUGCUGAGGCUUUCUGAAUUGCUGCAGCCAGCUGUGGGGUCGCUGCAGCAGCAGCAGCAGCUCUCGCUGCUGCUGCUGUACAACGAAAGAUGUGUAGCUGCUAGGUCCUUGCUGCGGUCUUUAGAAGAACGUCUUCUGCGGAAAGGGGCUUCGUUGGGGGGCCGAUUGCUGCCGCUUCUUGCUGUUGCCUGCUGCAGCAGCAACAGCAGCAGCAGCGCAGUGCUGCAGCAGCUGCACUCCGCCCUGUGCGAUGCGCUCCGCAGCAACUCCAUUUCCAUCGAAGGGGCAGUGGAGUGCGUUGUAUCUCUUUCUGUGGCUGGCUGGCCCUGCGAAGCUGCGCUAUCUCUUCUGAAUUUGCCGGAGACUCUUUUGCUGCUGGACGCUGCUGCUGUUGCUGCUGUUGCCUGGGCUGCUGCAGCGCAGCACGUCAAAGAGAAGCACAUCUGGACAGCUCUUGCUGCGGCGUCAGUCAACGCUUCCGCUGCUGCUGCUGCUGCUGCUGCUCCUGUUUCAAGCCAUGUGCUGCUUUUUGUCAGCGGUGCUGCUGCUGCUGCUGCUGCCAUAUCUUAG